AUGGAAAUUGGAACCUAUGACAUUGGAUUUAUUGAUACUGAUUUCAAUCUUAAUAGAAAUACCAACGUUGCUUUAGGAGAAUAUAGAGGAAUUUGGAUGUACAUUUGGGUUGGAUAUUCCAGACAAGAUGAAUACGCUGGUUGGUUCUUUGGAUUCCCAGAUGUUAGCAAAGGUGGUUUAUUAAAGAAAGUAUUGCACUUCUCUCCAAAAUACCUUGCUGUAUAUUUCGGAAAGGAUGGAAUUAAUAAGAAUUUCAUUGGUAAAUCUAGACAUGUUCAUGCUUGUUAUGGUAGCACAUAAUGCUGGCACUAUGUUGAUAAGGUUGAAGUUGAGGUUGAUCUUCCAGCUUGGAUCCCAUACAAACUUAAUAAUUACUUUGAAUUCUAUGUUUAAAAUGAUGCUGAUGCUUUGAUUUAUGCUAAAGAUGACAAACCAGCAUUGGAUGUUGAAUUCACAUAGACUAAUUUCCCAGGAUCUGACAUUGAAGCCAUAUAUGAAUAUGGUAUUGGUUUAUGGACUAGAUGGUUGAUGAACUAUCCAUUCAUUUUAUUAGAAAAAGCUGAAUCCCACUCCAUAUUUAGAUUCACAACAAAUGCUUAAUACGAAGAUGCUUAAAAGAAUGGAGACAGAACAGUAUCAGCAUUUGUAGGAAGAGGAGAAUACAAAUUCAGCACUUAUGAUGCAGUUCUUGAUAAGAAUGAGAUCACAACAGGAACUAAGUUUGAUAAGGAAUUAGAAGGAUAUUGGAAUUUCGUCUAUUUCUGCUACAAGAGAAUUCCAACUGGACCAAAGGGUAUUGGAUAUGUUUAUCUUACUCAUUAAAAUGUUGUUAAGAGAGUUGAAAUUGACAGUGCUAAACAUUGGUUAUUGAGAGAUUAUGCCAGACUCGUUAUUGGAAAGAAAGAAUUUGGACAUUCAGCCUUCUAAGGUAAAUUGUUUGAUCCAAGAGCAUUUUUGGGCAAGAACAGUUAUAUUGAUUCAAGUGAAGAUUUACUCAACGUUAUUGUUCCUAAAUUCAGACCUUAUCCACCAUACAAAGAUAAAUAAGAUAAUGAACCAGUCUAAGUAGAAAAAGCCAAGAUGACUUAAAGAGUGUUCAAAUCAUAUGAAGAGAAAUACAGUGGUGUCUUUGAAUACAGUGUUUAUGGAUUUGCUAAGGGUAAUAAAUUAAAGAAUGUUACUGAUUGGACUUCACUUGUCAGAGUCACAUAAAAUACUCCAGAUAUCCAAGCUGAUAAUGACAAUGCAGGAGAUAGAACUCUGUCCAUCUUCAUUGAUAAAGGGUGUCUGGUAUUUCAGUACUUAUGA
Molecule: messenger RNA, 1308 nt
Organism: Paramecium tetraurelia
Lineage: Eukaryota; Ciliophora; Oligohymenophorea; Peniculida; Parameciidae
Exons: 1
Cellular component (GO): nucleus
Source: RefSeq, a predicted model, not a curated record